GCGAGCUCCGUCCGUUUUCAAGGACGCUGCUUUCGACGCCGCCAGCUGGCUCUCGAGCCUUUGCCGAUGUACACUCAUUUCUCAACCACCGCCCUCGAGCAGAAAGACCAUGCGCGGCUUCACACUCGCGCUUCUGUGCGCUUCGGCCGCGAGCCAAUACACGGGCGAAGGCACGACGUACGGCCCGCCCGACGGCGGGGACAGCGCGUUUACCGGUAACUGCGCGCUCAUGAAGCCGCUUGACUUUGCGCCCAAGUUCCACGCUGCGAUCAACGACGCCCAAUGGGGCGAAGGUGUCAACUGUGGUCGUUGCGUCGCCGUCCAGUGCACCGACCCGCGCUGCACAUCGUCGGCGCAGGUCGUGGGCCAAAUCACCGACCGGUGCCCCGAAUGCAAGUUUGGCGACCUCGAUAUGUCCCUACCGAUGUUCAACUCGGCCACGGGUCUCUACACCGACCGGCCCAAGAUCAAGUGGAGCUUUGUCGACUGCCCCGUCUCCGGCGGCGUCCAGCUCUGCGCCAAGAGCGGCAGCUCCAAGUUCUGGCUCGCGGUGCAGGCAAGUAACGCUGUGAACGGUAUCAAGAGCAUGAGCAUCAACGGCCAAGCCGCACCGCUCUUUGGCGGCACUGCAUACUACUUCAAGUCGCAAGUCAAUGGCGUCGACCUCAGCGAAACGCAGAUCACAAUGACGUCGUUUUCGGGCGACUCGAUCACGACGACAGUCUCGCUCGAAGCGGACAAGUGCACACAGAUCUCGCAUCAGUUCAAGACGGGCGGCAACGACAACGUGGCGCCGCAACCCCAGCCGUCGCCAUCGCCAAGCCCGAAGCCGUCGCCAAGCCCGCAACCGGUGCCCAGCCCAUCGCCAAGCGCGCAGCCGUUGCCGAUCCCGCAGCCGUCGCCGAGUCCGAGCCCGCAGCCGAGUCCAUCGCCGUCGGUUGUCCCGUCUCCGCAACCGAGCACCACCCCAUCCCCGACGUCGUCGACACCAACGACAACCUCGGCCACUCCGUCGACUACGUCGCGUGUCACAACGACGCCGGCUACCACGACGACCAGUGUGCCCAGCAGCGGGUCCGAGGCAACUGAAUCGGCAACGCUUGCGCCAACCACAAGCACCUCGCCGGAUGCCACCGUUGCGCCGACGGGCGAGAGUGCGAUCACUCGUCCGGAUACGGCACCGACCGCAGCACCGUCGAAAUCAGCUUCGACGCAAUCUCCGUCGAAUGCGACGGAGGUCAGCAACCAGUCGAGCGCCGACGGUCCGAGCGUCGGCAGCGUGAUCGGCUACGGUCUCAUCGGUUGCAUUGUGAUCGCGGGCGUCGUUGUCGGUGUCGUCGUUACCAAGGCGCGCCGGAAGAUCGAUGAGGAAAAGGAGAACGACCGGCUCGAGCUCGCGAGCUCGCACGCCAACAUUGCCGUCCUCUAAGUCGUUGCCCAAGCAUAAUUUAGCUGAUUUAUCACC
Messenger RNA from Saprolegnia diclina VS20, 1465 nucleotides. RefSeq lists its product as hypothetical. The transcript has a single exon. The coding region runs from base 110 to 1429 and encodes 439 amino acids. The record is from RefSeq and is a predicted model, not a curated record. NCBI's taxonomy places the organism in Eukaryota, Oomycota, Saprolegniomycetes, Saprolegniales, Saprolegniaceae.